Messenger RNA from Glycine soja, 1580 nucleotides. Its product is annotated as probable low-specificity L-threonine aldolase 1. The transcript is spliced from 10 exons. Gene Ontology annotation, cellular component: cytosol. Gene Ontology annotation, biological process: L-threonine catabolic process; glycine biosynthetic process. The coding region runs from base 265 to 1389 and encodes 374 amino acids. Gene Ontology annotation, molecular function: L-allo-threonine aldolase activity. The record is from RefSeq and is a predicted model, not a curated record. NCBI's taxonomy places the organism in Eukaryota, Viridiplantae, Streptophyta, Magnoliopsida, Fabales, Fabaceae.
CAAAAAGUUAAAAAAGACAAACCGAAGGAUGGGCAUAUUCAUUCACGGCACGAUCGUAAGAAAGCAUCAGGUUUCAAAAAAUCAAAGUAGUGAAUAAUUACAAAGUACAAAAUGGUCCCUAUAUAACUGUCCUUCCUGGACUCGCGUUACGAUAAAAGCUUUUGUUUCGUUUCCUGCGCUGCAUGCACUUUCACUCCAAACAACUCAAUCUGCUAGGGGUGCUUUGCUUGCGAUCUUGUUGGAGGUUCUUCUGUUCAAGAGAACAUGGUAACUAGAAUUGUGGAUCUUCGGUCAGACACAGUUACAAAGCCAACCGAAGCAAUGAGAGCUGCUAUGGCAAGUGCUGAAGUUGAUGACGAUGUUCUAGGCUAUGAUCCAACUGCGUUUCGCUUAGAAACAGAGAUGGCAAAGACAAUGGGCAAGGACGCAGCUCUUUUUGUUCCAUCUGGCACUAUGGGGAACCUUAUAUCUGUACUUGUCCAUUGUGAUGUCAGGGGGAGUGAAGUUAUUCUUGGAGACACUUGCCAUAUCAACAUUUUUGAGAAUGGAGGUAUUGCAACUAUUGGGGGAGUGCAUCCUAGACAAGUGAAAAAUAACGAUGAUGGAACCAUGGAUAUUGAUUUGAUUGAGGCUGCUAUCAGGGACCCAAUGGGGGAGCUAUUCUAUCCAACCACCAAGCUUAUUUGCUUGGAAAAUACUCAUGCAAACUCUGGUGGCAGAUGCCUCUCAGUUGAAUAUACAGACAGAGUUGGAGAGUUAGCUAAGAAGCAUGGACUGAAGCUUCACAUUGAUGGGGCCCGUAUUUUUAAUGCAUCAGUUGCACUUGGUGUUCCAGUGGAUAGGCUUGUCCAGGCGGCUGAUUCAGUUUCCGUUUGCCUAUCUAAAGGUAUAGGUGCUCCAGUUGGAUCUGUUAUUGUUGGUUCCAAAAAUUUUAUUGCCAAGGCUAGACGACUCCGGAAAACCUUAGGAGGUGGAAUGAGACAGAUUGGCAUCCUUUGUGCCGCUGCACUUGUUGCCUUGCAGGAAAAUGUUGGGAAGCUGGAAAGUGACCACAAGAAAGCUAGACUUUUGGCUGGUAAAUGUCACACAGUUUUAGAUGAUUCCAUGCGGAGUCCUGAUGGAUUAAACGAAGUUAAAGGAUUGAGAGUGGAUGCCUGUUCUGUGGAGACCAAUAUGGUAUUUAUUGACAUUGAAGAGGGUACAAAGACUAGAGCAGAAAAGAUAUGCAAGUACAUGGAAGAACGUGGUAUCCUUGUGAUGCAAGAGAGUUCAUCAAGAAUGAGAGUUGUUCUCCAUCACCAAAUAUCAGCAAGUGAUGUGCAAUACGCCUUGUCAUGCUUUCAGCAAGCUGUAGCUGUUAAAGGAGUACAAAAUGAAAUGGGCAACUAGUGGAAGAAUUUGAAUAUGACACGUUGCUGCCAUAUUAGUCAUUAAAAAGGAAUUCUCUGUUUCAUUUGCCUUUGCUCAUUUUAUUUUCUUAAAUGUACCCUAAAUAACACACAAGGAUUUACAUCUUUGAGGUUGUUCCCUUUUAUGAAUUAUGUUGACUUUCAUCGUCGUUCCCCUACUAAUUUGGUUCA